Molecule: messenger RNA, 688 nt
Organism: Drosophila bipectinata
Lineage: Eukaryota; Metazoa; Arthropoda; Insecta; Diptera; Drosophilidae
Product: U6 snRNA-associated Sm-like protein LSm2
Biological process (GO): mRNA splicing, via spliceosome
Cellular component (GO): precatalytic spliceosome; U4/U6 x U5 tri-snRNP complex; Lsm1-7-Pat1 complex
Molecular function (GO): RNA binding
Source: RefSeq, a predicted model, not a curated record
AUUAAAUAUAAGGCCUGACUAAUACCGCGUAGCCAACGAAAGAGUGUUUAUUUCUUGACCAAAGAUUUAAAUAAAGAAUAACAAUGCUCUUCUACUCCUUUUUCAAGUCGCUGGUGGGCAAAGAAGUCGUCGUGGAACUAAAAAACGACCUGAGUAUCUGUGGGACACUGCACUCGGUGGACCAAUACCUCAACAUCAAGCUGACGGACAUCAGCGUGACGGAUCCAGAGAAGUACCCGCACAUGUUGAGCGUGAAGAACUGCUUCAUCCGGGGUUCCGUGGUCCGGUACGUGCAGCUGCCUGGUGACGAGGUAGACACCCAGCUGCUGCAAGAUGCGGCGCGCAAGGAGGCGGUAGUGAGCACAAGAUAGGAACUGCCGGCUGUCCCGACAACCCCACCAACCUUUUAGCUCUGUCGCUAUAGUGGACUUUGGGUCGUUCCCAGUCCAUCCAGAGCGAGAUUAAUCUAAGUGAAUUUCUUUUCCAGCAAACAAAAAUAUUAAGUGGAAUCCUCGUGAAAAAAUUGUUGAUUUCUUGGCACCCCUUUCAAUUUAUUGUAAAGAUAAGAACGUAAGAAAUACACUCCGAGUCAAUAGGAAGAGGAAUCAACCUCCAUUAAAACUCAAGAAAUUUUGUAAUAUUUAAGGUGAAACUUUUGUGUACGUUGAAAAAAUGUCUUUAAACUGUA